UGUUGUUGUAGGUAGGCCUAUUGGUUUACACCGGAUAUUACUAUGUGCAAUUAAGUUAUAUACAAUAUUAUAGUUUACUAUCCUGAAUAUAAAAUCAACAUUUAGAAAUACUCUUAUAGUUUAAGGUUAACCUUAACCCUAACUCAAUAGUAUAACAAAAUAUUCGAAAUUUCAAUAAAUAGGUUGAAAUGUUGUUGUAUACGGGAUCUUUAUUGUUUGACCCUUCGAUUGUUAAUCUCAACAAGCUCACAUAUGUUUAUCAACUUAGACAAAUUAUAACUUUCUGUGUUACGGAUAUCCUCUACGAUAUGCAAGGACGAUCAUAGGUAAAACACGGUGGAAAGCGUUUUGUCUAUCAGAACAGCUUAAAAGUAGCCUCAAAUGUCCCAAGUCCUCUGUGGGAAAGACAGGUUCGGCCGUAUUCAGACAGCAUUGUCCAACUUUAAAUAGACAUCUUAAAGCUAGCCACCAAUAAUCAUGAACCUCCAACAAAAAGUUAUGACAUCAACACCAGAAGAAGAAGAUAACCAUACAGAACAUUUAAUUAUAAUAUCAGUGCGCUACAUCGUCGGUCUCAUUGGUAUCUUUUCCAACGUCUUCGUAAUGAUGAUAUUUCUAUGGGCCAAGAUCCACAAGAAAUCCUUCACCCACUUGCUUCUUCUGCACCAGUCGGUAAUUGAUGUCAUUGCGAGCUGUUUGUUUCUAGUCUACUACACCAACGAAACACCAGACGGACUCCGCGGUACAAUAUUCUGCAAAACGCGUUCCAUCUUCUGGUCAUUUGCAUUUGCGUCAACAUACAAUCUCGUCAUCUUGACCAUAGAACGCUACAUUGCUGUAGUUCAUCCAAUGACGUACAGAGAAAAGAUCAACGGGAAGAGGAACAAACUUUACCUUGUAAUCCCUCACAUUGUCGGUAUUGCAAUCGCCUGCCACCUCGCAAUUCUUGGCGACACGAAUAAUGCAGGGAAGUGUUACUUUGAUUACCGUAGCCCGACAUCACAAUUAGCAUCGGGUCUUUUCAUUUUUAUCAUUUCUUGGCUAAUACCGUCUCUGAUCAUGGUCGUCUGCUACACCUACAUUUUAAAAUCAUUUUACUAUAGAUUGAGACGUGGUGGUUCUAAAGCUACACCAGGCCGUAGUGGAUCAAAGUAUUUACAGACGGCCCAGCGUAGCCUAACGUACACGUUACUGUUCGUCGCCAUAGCAUUUUUGCUUUGCUGGACCCCCAACUACGUUCUCUAUCUGUCGUACACAAUCUGCCGGUGUUUCGAGUUCAACUCUUCAGUUGCUCACGAGAUUACAGUUAUCCUCGAUGCCGUUAAUCUCAUGAUUAAUCCCAUUAUUUAUGCUUUCAAGUUUAAUGAUUUUAAAUUGGCGGUUAAGAAAUUUUAUAACAAAUAUUUUGACAAAGGCAACAGAAAAGAUGACAAAACCGAAGCCGAAUCGACAGGCGUUACGCCUAUCUCGGCAACUACUGAAGCCUAGCAGGCCUAUCACAAGAUUUAUAUAUAUAUAU
Messenger RNA from Anneissia japonica, 1519 nucleotides. RefSeq names its product mu-type opioid receptor-like. The record is from RefSeq and is a predicted model, not a curated record. Gene Ontology annotation, biological process: G protein-coupled receptor signaling pathway. Lineage: Eukaryota; Metazoa; Echinodermata; Crinoidea; Comatulida; Comatulidae. Gene Ontology annotation, cellular component: membrane. The transcript is spliced from 2 exons. Gene Ontology annotation, molecular function: G protein-coupled receptor activity. The coding region runs from base 478 to 1488 and encodes 336 amino acids.